ACUCGUUAAUUGGGUUUCACGCCGGUUUCGUCACUCGGCGUUCCCUCGCACAAUCCGCCCUUUGUGGAGAAUGCGGCCCCGCGUCGGCCACGCCGCUCGCAAUAGACGAUUGGAUUCCACAACAAAGUCGAAACGACUUGGACGAUUUCAAGGGGAACGCGGACCGGGUUCCCGUUCGGAACCCGGCCCGCGAUCGCAUAGACGAUCUUUGGCAACGGGUGGGCGUCGGGUCGCCUUGCGUACCCCCACGCCCCCCCCCCCUCCUCCCUUCCCUUUCGUGGGUGAGCGUGGGCGGCCCCGUGUGGCAGGAGGGGAGAGCGAAACACGACACCCCCGGCGGAGGAGAGGGCGGAGGAAGGAGGGGGGGGGGAGGGACGGGGCGCUCCACUGAGUGGAAAAAGAAAAAGUGCGUGCCGGAGAAAGCGGCGCACAGAAACUAGACUCGGCUCGGCCACUUUUGUUCCUCCCGAGAAGAAGACGAAGAAGAUGGCGACGGCGGCGGCGAUGUGGAGCUCGAGUGGACCGCGCGACGUCGUCCCGAGCGGCCGCGCGCAAGCGUAGCCUCGCCGCCACUUCUUGUCGGUUCCUUUCAGGGCUCCCGUCGAGCGAGCGGUCGCCAGCCGCCCCCAACUUCGGCCUAGCCAGCCCAACUUUUGGCCGCAUGAAAACAAGUCGAGGCGGCUCGUCAAAAGUUGCAAAGUGUUCCGAGCGGGGAUCCGAGCCGACGAGCUGCCGCCGCCGCCGCUGCCCUCGAUUCUGGGUGACAAUUUCGGGGAGAACCGACACGGCGCGACCGACAGGCUAACGCGGCUAAGCAGCUAAAAGCACAGCCAGGAGGAGAAGAAAAAAAAAAAAAGAAGAGAGGAAAAAGUUGCAGUCGACGGGCAAAAGUCAGCCGAGAAGCCGCCCGACCGCCGCCAUGAAGACCCCGGGCGAGCCGGGUUUCGCCUUCCCCGAGUGGGCCUACAAGCCCGAGUCCAGCCCGGGCUCGCGCCAGAUCCAGCUGUGGCACUUCAUCCUGGAGCUGCUGCGCAAGGAGGAGUACCACGACGUCAUCGCCUGGCAGGGCGACUACGGCGAGUUUGUCAUCAAGGACCCGGACGAGGUGGCCCGCCUCUGGGGCGCCCGCAAGUGCAAGCCGCAGAUGAACUACGACAAGCUGAGUCGCGCCCUCAGGUACUACUACAACAAGAGGAUCCUCCACAAGACCAAAGGCAAAAGGUUCACCUACAAGUUCAACUUCAACAAACUGGUGCUGGUCAACUACCCCUUCAUCGACAUGGGCUCCGGUCGCGGCGUCCCGCAGAGCGCCCCGCCGGUGCCCACGGGGGGCACCCACUUCCGCUUCCCCCCCUCCACCCCGUCGGACGUGCUGUCGUCCAGCGAGGAGCUCCGCAGUCCGGGCGUCUUCAGCAGCGUGGCGCGGCGCAUGGCCCGCGGGUCCGUCAGCGACUGCAGCGACGGCACCUCCACCAACUCGGAGCUGGAGGAGGCGACGGGGGCCGAGGAGCGGGGGGCGGGGCCGGAGAGGGCCUUCAGGGGCCUCCUCCCGCCCCGCCUGCCCCACGAGUCUCUCUUCAGGCUCUACGGCGCCGCCCCCAACCCGGCGGGCCUCCCCAGACCCCACAGGGUCCACCCGGAGCCGCUGUCGCCUUUCCCGGUGUCCCCGCUGCCGGGCCCCGGAGGGCUCCUGGCCCCGACCCUGUCCCCGGCCCUCUCGGUGACGCCCACCCCGCACCUGCCUUACACCCCCUCCCCGUCCUUGGCCUCCCCCAUGAUGGGCUCCCACUUCUCCUUCAACCCGGAGGACAUGAAGCACUACCUUCAGGCCCACACCCAGUCCGUGUACAACUACCACCUCAGCCCCCGCGCCUUCCUGCACUACCCCAACAUCAUCAUCCCGCAGCCCCACCGCCCCGCCCCGGAGAAGCCGCCCCCCCGUCACCUGCACGGCCCUCCUCCCCUGCCGCUCUCCCAUCCGCUGGGGGGGCAGCCCGGCGGCGAGGAGGGCUUCGAGUUCAAGCUGCAGCCGCCGCCUCUCGGGCGCAAGCAGAGGGAAGCGGGAAGCUCUCUGGCGGCGGAGGCGUCCUCUUCCUCUUCCUCUUCCUCUUCGGCGGGAAAGUCCUCCUUGUUGGCUGCGGCGGCGGCGGCGCCCAAGAUCAAGGUGGAGCCCGUAUCCGACAUCGAGUCCGAGGAGGAGGAGGUGGAAGUGACCGACAUCAGCGAGGAAGACGAGGAGGACGACAUCUUCGCGCCUUUGCCCCGCCGCCCGCUCUACGAUCAUUCCAGGGCCAACGGGGGCCCCCGCCCCGACGCCGACGACGACGACGACGACGAGGAGGUCUUCAAGACGCCGGCCACCCCGCCUCUGGGCGCCGGCCACUCGGCGUUCCCGCUCCUCAGCCCCAAGGCGGAGGCGGAGCCGGCGCCGGCGGCGCCCGUCGGCCCCGGCGGCACCCGCUGCAUCCCGCUCAAACUGCGCUUCAAGCGACGCUGGAGCGAGGACCAAAAGAUGGAGGCGGACGGCGAGCGGGACGAAGCCGAGGACAAGAAGGUGAGGGCCGAGGGGGGGGGCCCGCUGGACAACGGGGACCCGCGGGGCCUCAUUUUGGGCCUGAUGAUGCCCCCGCCGCCCGGCCGGCGCCGGGCCAGCUCCGAGCUGCAGAGGGCCACCGCUCAGUUGUCCCUGGAGAACGCCAGCUGCUGAGAGGGCGCCACACCCCCCCCCCCAUCCCCGGAGCGCCCCCCCCCCCCCAAAAAAAAAAAAAAAAAAAGUACUGUAAACGGAAUACGCGCACAAA
Messenger RNA from Syngnathoides biaculeatus (alligator pipefish), 2801 nucleotides. RefSeq names its product Ets2 repressor factor (gene erf). Gene Ontology annotation, biological process: regulation of transcription by RNA polymerase II; cell differentiation. The transcript is spliced from 5 exons. Gene Ontology annotation, cellular component: nucleus. Gene Ontology annotation, molecular function: DNA-binding transcription factor activity, RNA polymerase II-specific; sequence-specific DNA binding. The record is from RefSeq and is a predicted model, not a curated record. Lineage: Eukaryota; Metazoa; Chordata; Actinopteri; Syngnathiformes; Syngnathidae. Bases 920 to 2707 code for a protein of 595 amino acids.